Solea solea (common sole) is the source of this 2256-nucleotide messenger RNA. RefSeq names its product zinc finger protein OZF-like. Gene Ontology annotation, molecular function: RNA polymerase II cis-regulatory region sequence-specific DNA binding; DNA-binding transcription factor activity, RNA polymerase II-specific. Bases 270 to 1694 code for a protein of 474 amino acids. The record is from RefSeq and is a predicted model, not a curated record. NCBI's taxonomy places the organism in Eukaryota, Metazoa, Chordata, Actinopteri, Pleuronectiformes, Soleidae. The transcript is spliced from 2 exons. Gene Ontology annotation, biological process: regulation of transcription by RNA polymerase II.
UCCAAGCCGUUAGGUGGCGCUGCAGCUGGUUGAAAUUUCGGUCUCCGGUACUGCAGACACGAACUAUUGUCUUUUUAUGAUCUUUAGGGAGGUUUUACAAAUUCUAAACUCAUUGAAUUAUUGAUGUAGAAUAUAAAUACCUAUACAUACAUAUAUCCUUUUCUCAAGGUGUCCUGUGAAGAGCUUUACAGACGCCUCUUUGACACGAAGCCAACCCAGCGGAAGUAAACCAACAUAAAUCGGAAGUAAACAAAGAGCUAGCAACAUAGAUGGCUAGCAACCGUAGCUUCGUACGGUGGUGUGUUUAUGUGACGCAGGUAAAUAUUCCUGUUGUUAACGAAGGAGCGAUGUCUUCGCUUCAGCAUUUCAGAGAUUUAAUCGCCGAGCGACUAACUGUUGCUGCUGAAGAAAUAUUCAGACACGUCGAAAGAACCGUCGUAGAGUACGAGGAAGAGUUGGAUCGUCAGCGCAAACUGUUGGAGAUCGUUUGCAAACCUCGAGUAAAGUUACAGCGAAUAGAGCUUCCACAGCAGCAUAUCUGUAAAGAGGUGGAGGGUCUCACUGAGCAGCAGCUCUGUAACCAGGAGAGGAACUCCAGUCUGGACCAAGAGGAAUCAGAGUCACUACAGAUUAAAGAGGAGCAGGAGGAAACCUGCACCAGUCAUGAGGAAGAACAGCUUGAAGUGAAGCAGGAGGCUGAUACAUUAAUGUUGACUCCUGAUAAUGAGGAAAGUGACCACAUGGAACCAGAAACAGACAGUGACCACCAGCUCCUCUCUCACAGCUCUCCUGUAGUUCCGAGUCGAGAUCAGACGGGACGUCACCAAGUUGACUCUGUGUCUAAUAGAAAUGCAGAGUCAAAGCCACGCAAGAGACGUAACAGGAACAAAGUAGAAAACUGUCACACAUCAAAGAUUGAGUCUGAAACUCACACAGGUAAAAAGUCUUUUAAAUGUGACACUUGUGGAAAAAGUUUUGCUUAUAAGUCACAACUCGUUAUACAUAUGAAAGUUCACACAGGAGAGAAACCAUUUUCCUGUGAAACAUGUGGAAUGGGUUUUAAACACAGUUCGGAUUUGAUAAAACAUGACAGAAGUCACACAGAUGAGAAGCCACAUUCUUGUAAAACAUGUGGAAAGUGUUUUAGACACAGUUGGGAUUUGAUAAAACAUGAAAGAACUCACACAGGAGAGAAACCCUUUUCUUGUAAAACAUGUGGAAAGUGCUUUAGACACAGUUCGCAUUUAGUUAAUCAUGAAAGUACUCACACAGGUGAGAAGCCAUAUUUCUGUGAAACAUGUGGAAAGUGUUUUAGAUUAAGUGUACAAUUGGUGGUCCAUAAAAGAAUUCAUACAGGUGAAAAACCAUAUUCCUGUAAAACGUGUGGAAAGUGUUUUAGUCAAAGUUCACAUUUGGUAAAUCAUGAAAGUACUCACACAGGUGAGAAGCCAUAUUUCUGUGAAACAUGUGGAAAGUGUUUCAGACUCAAUGUACAAUUGAUGCUCCACAAAAGAAUUCACACAGGUGAAAAGCCACAUUCCUGUAAAACGUGUGGAAAGUGUUUUCGACUAAGUGCGCAAUUGAUGGUCCAUAAAAGAACUCACACAGGUGAGAAGCCAUAUUCAUGUAAAACAUGUGGAACGUCUUAUAGCCAAAGUUCGCAUUUGAUAAGGCACGAAAGGACUCACAGGUGAGUAGUCGUGUUCUUGUGAAAGAUGUGAAAAACACCAAAACCCUUUCUUCCACCACAUCGCCAACAUUUUACAGGAGUUUCACCGGCUCCCAAUAAAAUUCUCUAUCACUUUCGAAAUCCUCCUAUAUACAUUUAAGACAGUCCAUCACCUCACCCCUCUGUAUUUGGUCCACAUUACCACCCCUUCCCAUUCCCUCAGAUCCUCAUCUCACUGUCCGCCACCAUGGGGAUCACCAGCUGCUUAGCUCCGCAGCUCUCCUUACCAUCUCCCACCUCUUUAAAGAAGCAUACAUCACCUCACCACCUGCACACUAUGUAAAUGUGUUUUCUUUGUACAUUGGUUUAAACAUGUAUUUUAUUGUAAUGUACUGUGAUCUUAAUGUACUGUGUCCUUGGGUGUUUGGAAAAGUGCUUUUGAAUAAAAUGUAUUAUUGUCGUACUAUAUUUGGGAGAGAGGGAAAAAAAACAUUGAGUCUAAACUUCACACUAAGACAUAACAGUGUCUUAUUUUGCAUCAAUGUUUGUGGGUUUUAUUAAACAAUUUUUUGUUAUUAUAUGAUGAA